Ceutorhynchus assimilis (cabbage seed weevil) is the source of this 1907-nucleotide messenger RNA. The record is from the annotation of a GenBank genome assembly. Lineage: Eukaryota; Metazoa; Arthropoda; Insecta; Coleoptera; Curculionidae.
GAUGUUUUAUGCUAAACGAUGAUGGUAGCAUUGGUAAACCAUUCGUUUUUCCGGGAUUUUCUCAAGGCAUCGACGAUGUUACCGAGUUCAAUACGUGGGAGGAAUGGAAAAACAAUAUUCUUCUUGCAUAUAAUAAAUCGUCUAAUAAUGCAUACGAACCAAAAAUAAAGACAUUUGCAACGACCAUCAGCAGUAUAUAAACAUGAACAGCUCAUUAUAGGUAGAGCACUCGAAUCGAUCCUUCGACGAGUAAAGUAAAAAUGUUUUGUCCAGAAUUUGAAUAUUUUCAACACUAACUAUCAAACAAGUUUUAUUCGUUGCCAACUAAUGGCCAAGCAAUCCUUUUGCAUGGAAUAGAGCACGCCCUAAUUAGUUUUGAAAAUUUAUAUGUGCCGCGAAACGAUUUACCUUUGAGUCUCCCAGGGGUGCAACUAGAAACUAGAAAGGAAUCCAACGAUACAUCUUUCAGUCCUGAAGAAGUUCAACUAGAAAUUAAAGAGGAAUCCAUCAACGAUGUAUAUGUGCCACCAAACGAUAUACCUUUCAGUCCUGAAGAAGUUCAACUAGAAAUUAAAGAGGAAUCCAUCAACGAUGUAUAUGUGCCACCAAACGAUACACCUUCUAGUUCUAAAGAAGUUCAACUAGAAACUAAAGAGGAAUCCAUCAACGAUGUAUAUGUGCCACCAAACGAUAGAGGCGAUCGACCAACUAUGGAUGUUUCGCCCGGGCCUACUAAUAUUCCGAUAAUAGAUCUUACCGAGGAUGAUUGGCAACUUCGUUUGGAUAAAGUGUACGGGCCCAAGACGUUGAAGUUGAAGUACCUUCAAGCGUUUGAUGUAUUGAACCAAUUUAUUAAAUACCACAAGUCGAUAAUUGAAAGCAGGUCUCAUGUUUAUUACAAAUUUGUUGGCUCCGAACACUAUCUUGAGAGAGUUAUUCAAAAUUAUGGUUUCCAGUUUGUCUCGUUAUAUGGAAUGCCUUUCAUGUGCAUUUGUGAUGAAAGAUCGCACAAAGGUAAACACAUGCAUGCUUUUAUUUUUCGAAGAAUAACCGACCAAAUUCCAACUAGAGACACGUUAACUGAUUUUAUUGAACCGCCAAUUACUGACGUUUCGCUAUGGGUUGAAACUGCCCUAUACAUGAUGGAAAAAGGCAAAAGUCGAAAAUUUCAUUGUAAAACGUUUACUUCUCCUUUAUGUAUUGAUAAUCCUUUACUCAAACGAAUGUUGAAAGAUUUUCUACUGCUUGGACUGAAAUAGAUAUUUGAUUGAACUAUACCUUUGUCUUUUAUUAAACACGCAUUCUCUAUAGGGUACUAGUGCUUGGACUGAAAUAAAUAGACUUUUGAUUAAACUACCUUUGUCUUUUAUUUAACACGCAUAUUGUUUAGGACACUAUUGCAAUGAGGAACUGAAAUAAAUAGACAUUUGAUUAAACUACCAUUGUCUUUAUUAAACACGAGUUACGACUUUGUAUUGCGAUUCUUUUUUAGGUUUACAGGAAUCUUGUGCUUUAUCGGCUUGUGCGGGUGCUGCAGCUUUCUUGUUCUUCUCUGGCACAUCGACAAGCUGCACCUGACAACGGCGGCAUAACAGUUCUAGAUAAUUGGGCAUUUUUAGCAUAUCCUUCGUGUCUCUCGUUUUAAAGUAAACGUACAUGGAUUUGAUCAUUUUAUAGUAACUCUUGACGUGCAGCUCACAAACUGACCCACGUGCAGCUCACAAACUGAACCAAGCUCAAUUUAUUUUCUUGAUUGCAGAACGGGCAAAAAUCGUACAUGUUGUCGACAGCACUGCGCCGAAGAUGUACAAGUUGAUGCUUUAAGGCCGAACCGAGCCGAGCCCAAGUUUCGAAACAGAACAAACAUCGAUAAUUGCCUUGGGUUUUACAGCGUUUAGAAAUACCGA